ACUAACUUCCCGGAGUUGGGAAAGGGGUGUGGUUAUAUCUUUUCCUUGUCUUCGCUGAGCAAGGGGAUCCCGUGCGACCACCUGGUCAUGAUGCAGGGCUUGCCCGCCAUCCCCGAGGAGAUCAGUAACUUCCUUGCAGAUGUUGACACAUUCAUAUCAGAUAUCCUAAAAGGUGAAAAUUUAUCCAAAAGAGCAAGGGAAAAGAGAGAUGCUUUGGUUAAGAAGAUGAAAGACAUCAGGUCCAACUAUCCACAAGAAUUUCCUGAAAGAGGAGAUUAUGAAGAUGGGGAAGAGGAUGUUGCUCCUGACAGUGUCUCUCUAGCAUCUGACCGUUAUGAUAAAGAGGAUGAAGCUCCUUCUGAUGGACAUCAGUUUCUUCCUAUUGCGGCACAAGAUCUUCCAUUUGUUUCAGUAUCUGGAUAUUUGGAAAAACGUAGAAAAGAUCACAGUUUCCUUGGCUUUGAAUGGCAAAAACGUUGGUGUGCUUUGAGUCGAACAGUCUUCUACUACUAUGGAAGUGACAAAGACAAACAACAGAAAGGUGAAUUUGCUAUAGAUGGCUACACCGUCAGAAUGAAUAAUACCCUUCGGAAAGACGGAAAGAAAGAUUGCUGUUUUGAAAUCGCUGCUCCUGAUAAACGCAUUUAUCAGUUUACAGCUGCUACUCCCAAAGAAGCUGCAGAAUGGGUAGAGAGGCUGAAAUUUGUAUUACAAGAUAUGGGAUCUCCAACUAUUCCAGAGGAGGAAUAUGAUGACAUUGAGGAAAAUUCCAUACCUCCUUCUCAGCCAGGAGUAGAAUCUAUAGCUGAUGACAUUUAUGAAGAGCUUCCAGAAGAAGCAGCAACAGUAGCUGAAAUACCAGGAAAGAGUGAGGAACCAACCAAACAAAGUCAGGAUGCUGUAAGCAGUAUUUCAGGCAAUAAAAAACCCGAUUAUGUUAAUUUCUAUCAAGGUUUAUGGGACUGCACUGGGGAUGUUCCUGAUGAGCUGUCAUUCAAACGUGGUGAUGUUAUCUACAUUCUCAGUAAGGAGUACAAUAGAUUUGGCUGGUGGGUAGGAGAAAUGAAAGGAACCAUUGGCUUGGUGCCUAAAGCCUACAUAAUGGAGAUGUAUGAUAUUUGAGAGGCAAGACCAGGCUGAUUCUGCAAACUGGAAGCCAACUAAUGGAGGUUGUAAAGAAGCUAUAGAGAUCUACAAGAAAUGAAAGACUGGGAAGAUACAUUUUUACUUUUGUUUUUACUAUUUGCUUUGACACUCUUUAUUGUGGUAUACAGUUAUUUAGGGUUGUAUUUAUUACUCACUUGGUAAAUGAGCAUAACCUGAUUAUAUGCACUUGAAAUUUAAUGGAAGAGAACUGCAAUAAAUUUUUGAUGAUCAGCCUAAUUAAUUUCAAUAUGUGCAACACAGAAGAUCUUUGCAAGAUUUUAUGCCUCUACUUGACAUAGUGAUACAUGGCAAUGGAUCUUUCCUGUAAACAUUGCUAUGACCUGCUUUUUCUUAACUGAAAAGGAAAAGCCUUUUCCUUCAUUUGCAUUUUAAUCUUAAACAUUUAAAUCACACGUGCGCGCGCGCACACACACACACACACACACACACAUGAUGUGACACUGUGAUAGCAUAUUGAAAUAUAUAUCUAUUUUUAAUAUAUUUGAAGGAGGUGUACAUUACACAUUAUAGUAUCAGUUCAUACAUAUUCUUAGGUACACAUUUUUUUUCUUAGCAGAACUUUUAGGAAUAUAAGUGCUUCUUCCAAAAACUUGUUUGAAUACUAACUUUGCUUGAUUAGUGGCUACUUCUACAUAGCUCUUUUGCUUCAAUUGCUUCACAGCUUUCUUCUUAGCUCAUCAUAUGGAAUGAUCAACAAUAAUAGAAAUUAUAUUAGGCUGCUAAAGUAAUUAAUGUAUUUGAUAAGUCCAGUAUAAAAUGCUAAGCAAAAUCCAUCUCUUGGGU
Protobothrops mucrosquamatus (brown spotted pit viper) is the source of this 1950-nucleotide messenger RNA. RefSeq names its product src kinase associated phosphoprotein 2 (gene SKAP2). The record is from RefSeq and is a predicted model, not a curated record. Gene Ontology annotation, cellular component: cytoplasm; plasma membrane. Bases 88 to 1122 code for a protein of 344 amino acids. Gene Ontology annotation, molecular function: protein binding. NCBI's taxonomy places the organism in Eukaryota, Metazoa, Chordata, Lepidosauria, Squamata, Viperidae. The transcript has 13 exons.